Molecule: messenger RNA, 3044 nt
Organism: Vicugna pacos (alpaca)
Lineage: Eukaryota; Metazoa; Chordata; Mammalia; Artiodactyla; Camelidae
Source: RefSeq, a predicted model, not a curated record
AUGAGGGGAGUGCUUGCCGCCCUGGGCUUCAAGUGGCAAGGGGAGGAAGGAGUCCUGGAAUCCAGUGUUGCUCGGGCUGUAGGGGGGGACCGGGCCACCUGUGCAGGGCACUGCCGCAGCCUGGAGGGAUCUGGAGACUCUGAUGAUUUCAGUCUGAAGGAUGCAGUGAAAGCAACUUCCUCAGUAAAGCAGCGAUGGGACCAUGUCACCACCACAACCAAAAGACCGGGAGUGACCAGAGCUCCAGCGAAGCCUGCAGCAGAUGAUUUUAACUUGGCUGAUGCCUUGGAUGAUCGAAAUGACCAAGAUGGUGGCCACAGGAAACCGAGUGCGGGAGGAGGAGGUUUUUCAGACAAGGACCUUGAAGACAUAUUAGGGGGUGGUGAAUACAAACCUGACAAGGGUAAAGGUGAUGGCCGGCAUGACAGCGAUGACAGCUCUGAUUCCGGAAUGUCGGCUGAGACAGGCACCAUUGCUGGCGUUGCCAGCGCUCUGGCCAUGGCCCUGAUCGGCGCCGUCUCCAGCUACAUCUCGUACCAGCAGAAGAAGUUCUGUUUCAGCAUUCAGCAUGCAGCAGAAGGUCAAGAGGGUCUGAACGCGGACUAUGUGAAGGGGGAGCACCUGGAAGCUGUCGUGUGUGAGGAGCCCCAAGUGACAUACUCGGCGCUGCAGACGCAGUCCGCGGAGCCGCCACCGCCCGAGCCGCCCCGGAUCUGAGGGCGCGUGCCGCGCCCUGCUUCUGGCUUCAUUUGGACCCCCAGCUGCCACACUGCUCCUUUGAUGUCAUUGGCUUCUUGUCGUUCUCAGUUUUCCGGAUGAGCUCUGGUGUUUGUGAGUUUGGUUCCUGUGCCCCUGCCAGCUUCAGGAGCCGCAGAGUCGCUGACUCCCCAAAGCCAUCCCGUCCCCAGGUCUCGGUGAGCUGGGGAGGGUGGGGGCCCAGAGGACGCUUCUGCUGCGGGACAGGAGUUUGAGCCCAGGGCGGUGUGAGCCCCUCUACACCGCACUGACUCAUUGGGCGGGUUUCUGCCCAGAGGCAGUCCUGGACGAGAGCAAAGAGCUGUCGGCAGGGGCCCAGCUGGCGCCUGAGUCACCUGGAGCCCCUGCGAGGAACCAGCCACUGCACAGCAGGUACCACCACGCACACAUCACACCUGGACGUGUCUUUAUUUCCAUCCUUCUCUCCAGCUCCAGCCCUUAUACACCUGGGCUUCUACAGAGCUGGCCCGUGCGGUGGCUUGUCAUUUAUUUAAGUACAAACAUGCAUGUCACGGUAGCCUGCCCCGAGAGUUCAGGAAUCUUCUGGACAUGUAGAGAGCUGUGGCUCUCAGGCCUAAUUCCCAUCUGAUUCCAGGGGACUAGGCGUGGUCUCCAGGCUGACAUGAUGAGUUUCGAGGACUCAUUCGUGACGUGGAGAUGACUCUUAUACUGGGGAGGGGCGUACCCCCCCCAUGCGUGUUCUUGUUUUGAUAGCAAAAGGGCCCGAUAUCACUAUGGGCGAGCAUCAAAGCCUGAAGCAUGCCCGUUGUUUACUUAGAGAUGAAUGCGGGGCUGGGGAGGGGGGAGGGAAGGGAAAAGGGACGUUCGCUUGGUUUGGGAAAUACACCUGACUUAGGAAGUCGCUAGUGACCUGUCCUCCUCUGAUGAAGAGCGCGUGGGAGCCUGUGGGCACUGGAACUGGCCUGGAGCUGCCUGGUUUGGGCUGGAGCUGAGCUGCCUUCUGGAAACACUUGUCCAGCCCACAUGUGGUCCUGCUCCUGGGGGCUCUGCUGUCAGGGUCUGAGCUGGAGUCUGGAGCCCCCAUCUACUGAUAACCAGUCAGCAAGAAGGUGGGGUCCUGUUUACACCGCUUCACGUGCGGCGCAGACAGCCCUACACGUUCCAUGGAGCUGGGAUGAGGCACUUCCGACUUCCUAGGGAAACGGCUGAAGUCUGAACAGACCCCGCAGGGUGCGUAGUGCCUGCCUCGUGUGUCCAUGUUAUGUAGAGCGUGUCUGUGGGCCCUGCCAGACAGGCUGGGUAGCAUGUGGCCAGGGGUGCGGAGCACCAAGGAGACACCUCUGCACGGUGCCCUGAAGGAAGGAAAUCGUGCCCCACCGCACCCCGUGCCCUAGGAAAGGACCAGCGGGGACAUUGUGAGGUUUGCCUGUUUCCGGUAUGCCCCCGCCCUCGUAGGCCACAUUGCUGUCAACUUUGCCAGGCUGGUCUCUCUCAAGGAUGGCGAGGGCCAAUACCCCCACCCUUGCAGCCUGCUGUCACCUAAGGGGGAGCUCAAGGCCCAGGGAGGGCCCGUGUCCUGAGUAACGGAGUUGGGCAGGAAGCCGGGCAGCGCGCAGGAGGUCGGCACGUCAGAAGUGCUGCUCAGAGCCGUCCCGAGGCAUGUGAAAGGAAGCGAGGCAGCACUUAGGUGAGCAGUGAAAUGCUUCUCUCCCUGCCACCGCGAGGCUGGUCUGAUGGCGAAGCCCCUGAAAUCCUAGCUGUCAAUCCAUGUUCUCAGCGGCGCUGACUCUGGUUGAGAGACCCAUUUUGCUCUUCCCUAUCUCUGUGCCUAGUGAAGGGACAGGCCUCGGAGAUCACUCAGCCACCCGUUUGCAGAGCUCUGGGCCUAGGGGUGGGGCGCUGACACGGGCAGAUGCCAUGGGGCUCUCGUAACUGUGUCAACCUGAACGCUGCACUGGCCGGCUUGGGCCUUCCCAGGUGGUUCGCAGAAACAGGGAGCUAGAAAGGCCGAACGCAGUGUCCGUCGCCACCAGCCUAACUGGCUGGGGGUGGGGGGUGGGGCUCAGUGUUCACAAUAACUGAGCUGGUGGAGGAAGGAGGCAGGGCAGCUUAGCGGGUGGGAUGCCCUCCCACCGUGGCACCCAGAGUGGGGCCAGGCCCACUGCCUUGGCCACUGGGUUUGGGGGUACCAGGUAGUUCUGUGAGUUAGGGGAGAUGGGAGGCUGAUCUCAGAAUCCCCUGUACUUUUUAUGUGCUUGUGUUUAAGUAUGAAUUGUAAGCUGUCUCACGUUUGCAUUAAACAAAAUGGAACCUACCAGAUCCCUGUA